UUUUACUAUCUGGCAACGCUAGAAGAACUGUUGAAAAGGCGCAUUUAGAGAGAAACGAGUGCAGUGUUUUGUGAACAGCUCUUAUAAGAAAUUAAGAAAAUGGUGCAUUUAAGUGUAUUAAAUAAAACAACACGAUUGCAAAGGAUGCUUAUGCCUUUAAGUGCUCACUGCUCCGUUGUGGCCUGCAGCGCUGAAGCCUCCACAUUGUUAACGCAGCGUCAUCGUGCAUAUUCGCAGUUAAAUCAGUGUAACAACCCUAAGUCGCUCACACACACCGCUGCUACACAUUUUUCUCACACAAUAACCACCGCCUCACUAUUUCACAUAAAUGUCGCACGCCUCAAGUCUACCUCAUCCACCAGCAGCUCGGAAUCCAUAAACAAAUUUCGCGAGCGUGAAGAGCAGAGGGAGCGCGAGUAUGAGGAGAAAAAAACGGCCGAAGAGGCGCAGGCAGAGGAUGAGGCUAAACGUGCUAAAAUAGAUGCCAUACGCACACAAAUUCUAGAAGCGGCCUUGCCACAUGUACCCGAACUGGGUUGGACACGUGAUGCCAUUGUGAAGGGCGCCGAAGAAGCUGGCUUCCCCAGCGUGGUGCAUGGCAUGUUCCCAGAUGGCGGCUAUGCGCUUGUAUCAUACUUCUAUGGCAAAUGCAACGAUGAAGUGGUACGCCGUUUGCAGGAGGAGACACAAAACUGCAAAUUGGCUGUUGGUGACCCCUUAGACUUCUUGGUGCGUGCUGUGCGCACCCGUCUAGAAAUGAUUGUGCCAUACAAGUCGCAAUGGUCACAAGCCCUGGCGCUGAUAGCAUUGCCACAGAAUGCCGCCACUUCGCUGGCUCAGGUUUUGACACUGGUCGAUGACAUCUGCUAUUAUGCUGGCGAUCGGUCCGUCGAUUUUGGCUGGUAUACACGUCGCAUUGGCUUGGCCACAAUUAUGAAAAUGACCGAACUGUUUAUGCUGCAGGACAGCUCAGCGGAUCACGCAAACACUUGGGAGUUCCUAAGAAAUCGUAUGGACGAGGCGGUACAAUUACAAUCGAUACUCUCCGAAACUGAGGGCAUGACACACAGUUUCACACGUUCGUUUAAUUCAGCUUUCAUAACAGCACGCAAUAUAUUGGGCGUCGACUACAGACGUAGGUAAAGUCUGCAUGCAAAACUAAGGAUUCCAAAUCUGCAGGCUGACAACAAAACAGAAGUUCAACGUAGGCAUAGCACAUGGAAAUAGCCAUAUAAUUUAGUUGUUAAACGAUUUGUUUAUAAAUGUUUUUUUUUUUUAUUAACAUCAAAGUCAUAAAACCAGUGAUAAACUGUUUUCUUCAUUAAUGUGAAAAGAAAUUUCUUUAAUUACUUAGCGUUUAAGUAUUAAAUUUAGAUAUAACAUUACUUAGCUUUUCGCUAAUGCGCUGAUACCAAAUUAGUUAUACAUAAAUUUAUUUAUUUUUAAGUAUCGUUCAGUUUUCCAUUUUUCUUUUUUUUUUUUUUGUUUAAGUGUUUGUAUGAUUUUUUCGAUGUGUGCUUGGGCGUGAAUUUCGCGAAAUUCACACCUCACUCUCUGGCAUAUGUUUAUUUACGAUCACUGCAAAAGCCAUGUUCGCCUUGCACAGACCAAGCAACAAAACUAACAAAAACGUUACCCACCUAGCAAUGUGUAAAUUACAUAGCCUAGAAGCUAAGUAGCACAACGCUUAUUGUUUACAUAUUGUUUCGAAUUAUUAAACUUCUACCGGCACAUACUAGAAAGCACGAAGAAGACAUGAAGAGACUAUGUGGAACUUACGUGCUUCAAUACUUCAAUAGAAUGUUAUGUAAUUAUGGAUUAUGGAUUUCAUAUUAUGUAUGUACAUAUGAUGUUAUUGAACACAAUUUUACAAAUUAUAAAAACAAUUAAAAAAAAUAAAACAUAAAACAAUGGAAACGGA
Zeugodacus cucurbitae (melon fly) is the source of this 1921-nucleotide messenger RNA. It is a transcript of the gene Coq9, whose product is annotated as ubiquinone biosynthesis protein COQ9, mitochondrial. Gene Ontology annotation, molecular function: lipid binding. Gene Ontology annotation, biological process: ubiquinone biosynthetic process. Gene Ontology annotation, cellular component: mitochondrial inner membrane. The record is from RefSeq and is a predicted model, not a curated record. The coding region runs from base 100 to 1143 and encodes 347 amino acids. The transcript is spliced from 4 exons. NCBI's taxonomy places the organism in Eukaryota, Metazoa, Arthropoda, Insecta, Diptera, Tephritidae.